UGAAUAUCAGCUACUUGGAUAUAUUAAAGAAUGGGACCUAUCCAAUUUUUAAUGAUACUUUAAAAUAGUAACUUUAAAUAAAUUUUCCCUAGCAUACCCUUUCAUUAAGAAUUUAGACCUACAGCAGCCCAUUUAUAGGUGGAUAGAACUGUGAUUGAAUUUGCACUAAGUCAGUACUGCAAAAAGAAGUUAUUAAAGUAAUAAGAAGUAUUUGUAAAAGAAUUUAAUACCCAUGCUUAAAUCCUAAAUUUAAUCAAAGAUACUAAAGCAUAAAAACGUUUUGACAAUAAGUAAACCCUAUUUGUGGAUUUCAAAUGCUUAAAAUAAUACCAACCUUGA
This is a messenger RNA of Paramecium octaurelia, 339 nucleotides long. Lineage: Eukaryota; Ciliophora; Oligohymenophorea; Peniculida; Parameciidae. The record is from the annotation of a GenBank genome assembly.